UUUUUUCUGACCCCUCUUCAUCUUGCCUGUUGGUAUGGACAGGAGUCUGUUGUUAAACUUUUGUUGGAAAAUGGUGCGAACUUCAACGCUGAAGACAGGGUGAGUUGGUAAAUGAUUUAUAAAUCAAACAGUAUAUUGCCGUGUUUCAAUGGUCGUGGUAGUUUUGCCAGACUGCUUUUGGUGCAGUUUGCAAGUAUUGAACAGAAGCAAUGAGCUAUGAAUACCCCCAAAUGUGAUUGUGAAUUAGAGAUAAACCACCACACCAAGGACUACUUCCCUUACUCUGGGUUUUUUAAAGUCCUAGAAAAUUUAGUAUAUGUGAGACGAAGCUUCGGUUUGUCGUCCUUAUCCGAGAAAACUAGCCGUUUUCUAAAAAAACAAAUGAUGCUAAGGGCUGAAACCCGAUUUACAGCUAAAACUAUUGUAAUGUCAUUGUCACGUGAUAUUUAUUCCCAUCGCCCAAAAAUAAUAUCACAAUGAAGUUUAGUUUAUGUGUAAUACGUAUGUUAUAAUAGCCUGGGAUCAGGCCCCGAAGUGGGGGGAAAAGCGAAAAAAAUCGGCCAGUGAGGCGAGCGAGGGAGUCUGGGGAGGGAUGAGGAUGACGGAGCUCCACUGCCUUCCACUCCUCCCCAGUCCACCACUCCGCUCGGUUCGCCCGCCGAUUUUCUUGCUGUUUCUUCCCAUUUUCUGCCUUUUCCCCCCACUACGGAGCCUGGUCCCAGGCUAAUAUAAUAUAUUAUUAAAAACUGAAUCAUUGGAUAAUGCAAUUCUAGCAUUUUGAUUGGCUUAGCCGUUAUGGUAUAUGAGCCAUUAUACCAUGCUCUCCAUAUAUGGUCGGUGUACGCGUCAGUUUAAAAUUGGAAGCUAGCUGAGAUUUUUUUUCGCGAAGGAUAGAACGGCGCUCGAAGCAAAUCGUUUUAAUUCAUUUUUUAGAAUACUAGAAUGCAAUUUCAUUGCAUGAAAAAAGACAAAAACAAACAAAAAAGCCACAAGAGCUUGUUUGAAAGUUUGUCGAAAAACACAUGAAAACACAUGGAACUAAAGUACCUUGACCUGCAGCUAGGAAAGAAGACAAGUGUUGUUUCUUCAUGAUCGGGAAGCCAUUCUCCGAUCGAGUCACUCGCCGAUAGAUAACUGCGGCUUGUUUGUCCGACAUCAAGAAUAUAAAUCACAAGUAACCAGCUACAAAUACAGGCUAUGCAGCCAUUCACUAGAGCAAUCGAGGCGGCAGUAUAGCUUCUUUUGUCGUUCAGCAAAACCAGCUGUGGCUUCAAACAACUUCAUAACAAGCGACCGAGGUAAUAGUUUUCCUCCGUUGUUCUUACUUUUAUCCAAAUUCACAGUAAUUUCGACGGCUGUCACUUAAAAAUUCUUUUCCUUCACAUUAUCUGCCAGGUUUUUUUAGUUGUUCUGCUGUGUAAAAUCCUAGAAUCCCGAUGAGUUUUUAAAAAACUAAUGUUCAUCGCUACAAUGUUUUGAUUUUUCAUUCAUGCUGUCCAGGCGAGUCCGUUCGCGCGUUGACAGUUUUGAUAGACGUGUGACAUGUGAAUAGCGGAAGUCCCUUGUCUUUUCCGGUUUGUUCUAGUCAGGGAGAUUCAACUAGAUUUUGUGGGCGUUUUUAAUAAAACAAUUAUUCCACUAGCGCUUGUUGGAUAUGAGAUGAUUAUAGCCAACUCGGCGCAACGCGCCUCGUUGGCUAUCUAUCAUCUCAUAUCCAACGCGCUCUCGUGGAAUAAUUGUUAAAUAUAAUGGUUUUACAAUAAAGAUCAAUUUAAAAACAGGAGACUCAAAGAUGGAGAUAUUCCCGCAAAAAUACUGGUUCCAGGCACCUUAAUGCAGGUUUCCCUGUGGUGGUGGCUACCUUAUGUAGACAUAAAUGUAAAUGACCCAAUAAACGUUCGGGGCGUUCUUUUAAUUUUAGGGGCUCAAGCAGGGGCGUUUAAUAGAUAGGAAGCGUUUAUUCUCAUAACUGUAACAAGCUCUACAAAACUUAUAUGCUUUCGGCUAAAAUAUCAAAAGAGUUUCAAAAUAGCGGAAUAUCCACUCCAUCGUAAGUCUAUCCUUACUUCAAAUGUGACAUUGAACAAGAUGAAAUACGCAAAGCCUCGUUUAUCAAGCAAGAAACUGAAUGAUUUAAAUGAUUUUGCACCUUCUUGUCAAUUCCUAGUGUUUUGGAGUCAUUCUGAUAGGGGCAAUCUAUUAGACAGGGGCUUCUAAUACAAUUUUAACAUCGGAGAGUCUGACUCGUCCCCAGUCGUCUCUUGUCAUUUGUAGGCGGUCAUGGAACUGUCUCGGAAGACUAUUACGGCACUGCUGCCCCCGCACGCAUCUUCCACGGGUAUCCGUCGUUGAUAUUUAAAAUUAGGAGACAAAAGAGACCACUGGGGACAAGUCAGGCGUAGAAGGUGCGUUUAUUAGAUUAGAGGCGCUUACUUGGAAGUGGGCGUUUAUUACGUCAUUUAGAAUAUUCUCCUUGGUAAAUAGCAAGUGGUAAGUAAUACGUAUUACCCUACUUGUGAUGUUUUUAGUUUCAACGUACACCUCUGCAAAAAGCUGAACGUCAAAACCACCACUCCAUAGUGCAGUUGCUGCGGAAGAAUGAUGCCAGGCCAAGUCUUCAUCAACCAGUAAGAUAUCAGACAUUUUUUGUAUUCUUUGCUACUAAUGUGGAGCAUUACUGUAGGACCUGUUCAUUGUCGUACGAGCUUUAAUGGUAGCUUAUAUCGCGAAGACCUUAUAUUUGUUCUUCGCUACACGAACAUUAUUUUUAUUCCCUCGGCUACCCCAUCCGGAGAUCACAUUAUAGUGAAUUUACUGUGAGCUUACUUGUAAACCAAACCCAUUAAUAGAGGACACCAGCAAAGGUCGCGUGUGUGUCCGGUUAAUACCGGUUUCAUCGUAUAUUUUAUUUCUUAGUUUUUUAUGUCUAUGGUUCUGGCGUUUCGUCUUACACACAUGCGCUCUUUAUAAAAUGGUUAUGAACACACUGAAGCUUAUCUAAUAAUUAUCUAAUCCAGACCUGGUAAGAAAAUAGGGGAACCUUGUAAAAAUGGAGAAAAGCAAUCCUUACCUCCCCUACCCACUAAACAAUGUUGUCCCGCUGAUCAAAUGCAAGUUACCUCAGGAAACAAUAAAUACGUCAACGUUGGUUGGGAGGGUGGAGGAAGAUCCGGCAUUCGAGAUAAGGAGAAGUUAGUGAGCCGCAAAACCACAAACUAAUAACGGUUGCUACUUGUAAAACUUUUCCCACACUUCGUGGGCUUCUUCCCUCUACACAUAACACUGCAGAAGUAAUUUUGGCGUUGACAGUUUUCUAAGAAUAGUAAUUAUAAUAAUAAUAAUUAAAAUUUGUAACGCCCCGGUUCCAUACCAAUUUUUCUGAAUUUGAUUAUUAUUAACUUUAGGCGAAAAAAUCACUUUUCUGCUUUUAAAUGGCUUCCCCUUUUGCCUCUGAUGACGCCAUAUAUUGUAGCGAUGGUAACCAAACACCAUCACAUUUUGUGUAAACUGUGUAUAUUUGCUGUGGAAACCCGGCAAUGUAUUAUCUGCAAUAAGAAUAGUUAAAAAGUAAUGCCAAAUGAAUUCCCUCUUGAUUAUUUUCCCUCAUAAACAUAAACGUGAUCAUUUCCAUUAUAGGUCAGUCUAAAGAAUCUCUCAAGAAAAGCUUUCUUGCAAGUGGAUGAACAAUCUGGAUUUAAUCUACUCCAGGCAGCUGUCUUUGAGGAAAAAUACAACAUUGUUUUAAAAGCAAGUGGCCUUUUCGACAACUUUGUUGAAGAGAUGGAACUUACAAAAACGGGAAAAAACGCCAAAGAAUUUAUAGGAAGAACGGCAGUUGAUUUCUUGUCACUCAGAAAGAGAACAAAUCCGUUUCAUGUUGAUAUCAAAAGAAUCUAUGAAAAGUUGGCUGAGGACAACAGCAGACUGACUGAGCUGCUCUGGGGUACAUGCAGUGAUGAUGCGGAACAGGCAGUUGAACUUGUAUUAAAUGACGGUGUAGAUAUUAAUGCCCCAGGAUCAGACAAUAGUUGCACAGCUUUGCUGCAGGCGAGUCGUUCAUCCUCGAGUCAGUUUAUUAAGACUCUCAUUGAUCUUGGGGCCGACGUAAAUGCCCAAAGGAAAGAAGGCAACGAAACACCACUAAUGUUAGCAGCUGACUGGAACAACUACAUGGCAGCAAGCUUAAUUGUAACGCAUGGAGCUGAUGUAAAUGUCCAUAUUAGUAAUGGGUGCACGCCACUGCACGUUUCAGUCAGUAAAGGUCACGAAAACCUCGUGAGAUUGUUCCUUAAACACAACGCAAAUAUAAAUAUUAAAAAUACUAAUGGAUAUACACCCCUUCUCCAGUCAUUCUUAAAAGGUAACGAAAGUCUUUGUAGACUAUUAAUUGAACAGAAGGCGGAUGUAAAUAUUCAAGAUAAUAAUGGAUAUACACCCUUGCACUGGUGUGCAUCAAUAGGAAACGAAAACCUCUGUAGAUUGUUACUUGAACACAACGCAAGUGUAAAUAUUCAAGAUAAUCUUGGAUAUACACCCUUGCACUGGUGUGCCUUAACAGGGAACGAAAGCCUCUGUGGAUUGUUAGUUGAACACAACGCGGAUGUAAAUAUUCAAGAUAAAGGUGGAUAUACACCCUUGCACUGGUGUGCCAGAGAAGGUAACGAAAAUUUCUUCUGUGGAUUGUUACUUGAACACAACGCGGAUGUAAAUGUUCAAGAUAAUCAUGGAUAUACACCCUUGCACUGGUGUGCCUUUGAGGGUAACGGAAACCUCUGUAGAUUGUUACUUGAACACAACUCGGAUGUAAAUACUCAAGAUGAUGAUGGAUAUACCCCCUUGCAUUGGUGUGUCUUUGAGGGUAACGAAAACCUCUGUAGAUUGUUACUUGAACACAACUCGGAUGUAAAUGCUCAAGAUGAUGAUGGAUAUACACCCUUGCACUGGUGUGCCUCAAUAGGGAACGAAAACCUCUGUAGAGUGCUACUUGAACACAACGCGGCUGUAAAUACUCAUGAUGAACAUGGAUAUACACCCUUGCACUGGAGUAUUAGAAAGGGUGACGAAAACCUCUGUAGAUUGUUACUUGAACACAACGCGGAUGUAAAUACUCAAGAUGAAGAUGCGAAAACACCCUUGCACUGGUGUGCCUUAACGGGGAACGAAAACCUCUGUAGAUUGUUACUUGAACACAACGCGGAUGUAAAUACUCAAGAUGAAGAUGGAUAUGCGCCCUUGCACUGGAGUACUAAAAAGGGUAACGAGAUCCUCUGUAGAUUGUUACUUGAACACAACGCGGAUGUAAAUACUCAAGAUGAAGAUGGAUAUGCGCCCUUGCACUGGAGUACUAAAAAGGGUAACGAAAACGUCUGUAGAUUGUUAAUUGAACACAACGCGGAUGUAAAUAUUCAAGAUAAUCGUGGAUAUACACCCAUGCACUGGUGUGUUAGAGAGGGUAACGAAAACCUCUGUAGAUUUUUAGUUGGACACAACGCGGACGUAGAUAUUCAAGAUAAUUAUGGAUAUACACCCUUACACUGGUGUGCCUUAAUGGAGAACGAAAACCUCUCUAGAUUAUUAGUUGAACACAACGCGGAUGUAAAUAUUCAAGAUACAUGGGGAUAUACACCCUUGCACUGGAGUCUUAGAAAGGGUAACGAAGAACUCUGUAGAUUGUUACUUAAACAUGGCGCGGAUGUAAAUGUUUAA
Molecule: messenger RNA, 5706 nt
Organism: Porites lobata
Lineage: Eukaryota; Metazoa; Cnidaria; Anthozoa; Scleractinia; Poritidae
Source: the annotation of a GenBank genome assembly